AGUUUUCAUUUCAUAGUGAUCGAAUCUAAAAUAAUAAUUAAUAACAAUCAUGUUUGUGCCAACAUUCGUAGUUCUUUUCACCCUUGCGAUAUAUCAGGUCGCGUCAGCACCUAUCGACGACAGGGUUCAAUUCGAUGGAUCGUUCAAACGCCUGUACCUGCCUUACAUCCAAUCAGUGACCAAGGAUGGCACCAAAACUAUCUUGUCAUCCCAAGAUUUGCUCGACUUGAGCGAAAAGCUGAAAUCUGGAGAAGUGCCGGUAACAACUACUCAUCAACUGAUUGGCAUUAAUGGCUUUAAUUACACGCUAUCCGACCACCAAUUGCGGCGCAUGGUAGACCAUGAAAUAGCUGCAAUCGUCAACCCGCAGGAUCUCGACCAGCCAGGAUUUGGACAUUUAUUCAUCACCGUGGACAAGAACGGCGUUGUGCAGACUUUUAUCUACAACUUGACUCUAGAAGAAGCUUUGGAGAAAGUUGAAGAAGAAGGUUAUCCGAACUCAUCCGCCAGUGAUUCUUAUCACCAAAAUAAACCUGCAACUGCCAGUGUGCCCGUUGCUUCAAAUUAA
This is a messenger RNA of Cydia amplana, 568 nucleotides long. RefSeq lists its product as uncharacterized. NCBI's taxonomy places the organism in Eukaryota, Metazoa, Arthropoda, Insecta, Lepidoptera, Tortricidae. The transcript is spliced from 2 exons. Bases 50 to 568 code for a protein of 172 amino acids. The record is from RefSeq and is a predicted model, not a curated record.